CAGUCUCCUUUUGCUCUGUACUGACAACGUAUUACCAACUGCAUGAGUAUAGGACACACGGACUACCACAGCCGAUUAAUCAUUUCUUCUUUAAAACAUCUGAAAAUCGUUUGAAACUUCGGUUUCUGUCACUCAUGCAACGAAAACCUGCAGUGGAAGCCGUGGUGGAGUUUGACUAUGAGGCUCAGCAGGACGAUGAGUUGAGCCUGACGGCGGGUGACAUCAUCGUGAACAUACGGCGGGAUGAAGGAGGAUGGUGGGAAGGCGAGCUGGGUGGACGCAGGGGGCUGUUCCCCGAUAACUUUGUCAGGGAGAUAAAGAAGGAGGGGAAGAGGGAUGGAGGACAGGCAAGCACAAUCAGACCUGACCUCGCCAACGGCAGUGCUAGCCCCGUGCUGGACUCCACCGUACGACCAGGCAGGAAAGGAGAGCAGAUCCGUAAACGAAGAUGUAAGGCUGCGUUUAGCUACGUUCCUCAACACGAAGAUGAGCUGGAGCUGAAAAUAGGAGAUGUGAUUGAGAUCAUAUCAGAGGUAGAGGAGGGCUGGUGGGAGGGAGUUCUUAAUGGGAAGACUGGCAUGUUUCCCUCCAACUUCACCAAAGAGAUCCUCACUGAUUCAGAGACGCCCUCUUUGGACUCACAGGAGGAGAACCGCAGUGGACGCACAAAUAAGGACAGCCCAAGCAGUGAAAGUGACGGUGGGGACAGUCGGUCAGAAACAGGGUCAGAAAUACCUCCCAAGAAGGGUCAGCUCAGAGGGUUUGGGUUUGGUAAUAUCUUUAAAGACCAGCCCAUCAAGCUCAGGCCUCGCUCAAUGGACAUGGACUUGGAGGGGGACAAGGUCAGCGACGGGAAAGCAGCAAGCGUUGCAGUUGAAAGCAUGAAGACUGAGCCUGACAGCAAAACCAAAGGGCGGGAGCAGUGUAAAGUCCUCUUUCCAUACGAAGCACAAAAUGAAGACGAGCUCACUAUCAAAGAGGGGGACAUCAUAAACAUCAUCACUAAGGAUUGUGCCGAUGCAGGCUGGUGGAAGGGGGAGAUCGGGGGAAGGCAAGGUGUCUUUCCAGACAACUUUGUCAAGCUGCUAGAAGUUGAGAAAGAGAGACCAAAGAAACCGCCCCCUCCAAGUGCACCGUCGGCAAAACACACCACAGAGAAAAAGUCAGAGGUCAGGAAGGCUCCUCCUGAGCGGCCUGAACAUCUUCCCCAGAGAGACCAGGAUCGAGGUGAAGAGGUGAAACUCGGAGACAUCUCUAAGCCCACCCUCCCAUCUCUCCUUCCCAAAAAACCCCUCCUUCCAAAGUCAAGCGCCUCCUCUUCCUCCCAACCCCCGCGGCGUCCCGAGAGACCGCCCACACUAGCGUGUGAUAGCCCCAAAUCUGAGGGCGGGGCUUCGACACCAGAUUCUGCCCCUGACAGGUCACAUGACACCGAUAUGGAUCUGGACGCAAUUGUCUCUUCUACGGAGAAGCUGAGUCAUCCAACGGCAUCGCGGCCACGAGUCACGGACCGCCGGCCCCGCUCACAGAUCAUCACACCAUCUUCUCUGUCCAGCACUGACCUGGACUCACCGAUAGUGGAGGUCAGGAAGGACAAGGAGCGAGGGAAGGACGAUCAUGAGUCUGUCUCCACCAGAUCGGUAGAUGUUUCCCUGAGGAAAGGAGUACACACCAUCUCUGCUCCUGACAGUAAAGUACCACUGCCUGCCAAGCCCUCUAUCCUGAACCCGCCAAACUCCAGCCAUCGAUCCGCCUCUCCGUCUUCCUCCUCGGGUCUGAGUCCCUCGCCCGAGCUCCGGCACUCACCACAAACACCCCUAACUCUGGAGGAACUCAGGAACCAGCUGAGAGACCUGAGGGCCUCCAUAGACCUGCUGAAGAGCCAACAUAGGCAGGAGAUGAAGCAGCUGGCCACCGCACUAGAUGAGGAGAGGACGAUUCGUAUUAAUUUACAGAUGGAGGUAGAACACAUUAAGAAGAGCCUUUCGAAAUGAAGACUAAAGCAUCCUUAUUGUCACACUCUUAUCACCACAUUGGAGGCCAUCCUUUGAAGACAUUCUCACUGCUGGCCUGAGACACUUCAGCCAAAAGAAGUUUGUGCCAAAUGAUCAUCACAAUCAGCAACAGUUCAGCACCAUGGAGUCAGCCACCUUCUCUCCCCGACGCCGCCUUAUCCUGUGUUUACUUCUUUAUUUUUCUUCUAAAGAGGCUUCUCUGUUCAGUUUACUGCUAUUUUGUCGGAGCUUGCUGUACCACCGGUACUGACUGACUGCGCUGCAGUCUGUCGUUGCGUGUUGCCACGGUUACAGAACAAUGACACAGAGCCGGGGCUACCGUGGCAACCUCACUGGUACUUCGUAUUUCUGUGUGAAAGAAACUUUGACCUCUGUAGCCCGGUCGGUUCAGACGACCCCUGUGCUGUUCUGCGUCCACUCUGCGGCCUUCGCCUCUUAUCUGUGUGUGUGUGUGUGUAUGUUUGUGCGCUUGUUUUCCUUCCAUGUGAGGACUGUAGGUGUACAUACUGAAAAUGGGGACACUUUUGCAAAUGUAAAUUAGCCGCAUUUGCCCUGCAUUAACUUUCUUGAGAUGUAGUUACCAGGUUUUUAGUGGGUAAAACAGGAGAUUCAGGGAGUCAGUCAAAAAGAAAAGUGGGCUCUUUCUGUGAGAAGUGAUGUUACUAGUUCAAGACAGCCCUUGACUGGAAACAGAUGAAUUAUCUAAUGACUUACAAAGUUUUUUUCAUUUAUUAAAAUUAUUACGUGCCAGCGACACAAUUUCCCAGGACAACAUUCAGGUGUGGCAAACCACCUUGAGCAUCAGGUCAAAUAGGGCAUUUUGCAGCUACCAGUUUUUAAAAUGGGCCACACACGUUUUUUUUCUUUCACAUCUUUAAAGCAUCAGCAACUACAGAACAAAUCCUGAAUCAGGGGUGCCAACAGUGAUGUCCCUACAGCUAGUCAUCUACAAGGUUUCAACUGGGCUGGGUAACCAUGAGACUUUAGUUCCCUUGAACGUUUGUAGUGUUUUUGGUGGAAAUGCAGCGAUUGUUGCAUUUACAGGAUCUUUACUUCUUUAAGGAUCAUAUAAAGAAGAUAUAUAUCUACUUGUACAUCUUUGCAGGAUUUACUUAAACUGUUUUAAUCAUGAUUGUAGUCAGGGCCUCUUUUCCAGUGAGCCCACGCUAUCACUGGUCAGCCUCCAGAAGCUGCUAGGGAGCCUGAGACCGUUUUCCUUUUUCUUUGUUUGUUUGUUUUCUCUAAAACGGUUGGUAGCAUUGUAAAUGGUGAAUAAAACACACCGUCAUAACAAUAUCUAAAUAACAGUAAACCACAUGUGUGCCCUUAAAGGUUAUCAUUUGGAUUAAGGAAUAAAUUGCGAUAAAAAUUAAUGCUCAGGGCAUCUAAGGUAGACUCCAGGUGAGUAAAUCUGAUGCCUCUGCUAUUCUCAGUAGCAGCAUUCUCCCUUAACCACAGAUGUUACGUCUGUGUUUUCAAUCUGCAGUCAGAUAUUACACCUCUGGGUGGUUGAACCUGGAAGCACAUCAGGAUACUGAAAAGCUUAAUCAAAGUAGCUGGCACGAUAAGUGCUGAUACUGUAGGUGCUAUUUAAAGGAGUUUCUGGACUUUGGGGGGAAAACAUAUAAGCAGAUGUCAGCAGCAGGUUAGCUUAACUAAGCAUAAACACUAGAAAUUAGAGAAAAAAUGCUAGCUUGCCAUUGUACAACAGAAACAAAUGUGGAUAUACUAAGGUUUUUAGAGGUUAUGGAAGCACAGUAAAAUCACAAACACCGAAAACUUCCAGACAUUACACCUGUUUUAGCACAUACUUAAACAACGUAUGCCUAAUUAACUUUUGACAUGCCUUAUUUGCUAUGCACCAUUUAUUUUAUCCACAACUAUCUUUAAUUUCCAUGCCAUCAAACAUCACUUUCAUUUCGAAGUUCAUGCCAUAUGUGUUUUCAUAUAAUCGUGAAAUUGUUGUUACACAACUAUUAUAAAUACUGUCAUCCUUCCUGUGGACAGCUGUUUGCAUGCUUUUGGUGCCAGACUGAAGAACAUUGGAAAAGAUGAUGGCAGAGUGUAGCAAAUUUGCUAAUGUCCUGUUUACAUCUCUGGCUUGUCACAAAACUGAAAUGGGCUGACUUUGCUUAUGGUCAAAAACUAGCAAGUAAGCAACUUUUUCAAAUUAUGUUUUUGUUACGAAUAAGUCACACUAUAUGAUAAAUUAUCAUCCUCAAGAGGUGCUUUGAUGCAGGAUUUGUUAUCUUCGGAAAGAGGGCAGCUUUACCUCUUCAUUUCCAGUUCUUAUGUUAACAGGCUAACUAUCUUCUGCCUCCAGGUUUAUUUUUACUGUACAGGCAUGACAGUGGAAUGAAUCUUUCCAUCUUGCACUCAUUCAAAAUGCAACAAAAGCACAUUAACCCCAGAUGGAAAAUUAUUCAUGCACUGUAGUGUUUGGCUGCAAAUUGCAUUUUUAUCUGAAGAGAAAACACACAGAGAUCCACUUUUUGUGAUUUCCUUUCCAGGAUGAUUGAGCAUGCAUCAAGACACAUAGAGACACAUCUGUAUGACAUUUAUCAAGUUAAACUCAAUGCCUUCUCGACAUAGACCCAUUACCAUUUAAUCUUUUUUUUUCUUGUUCAGUUUCACUCACAUCUCCAGAAAGCUGACAAAACUAUUGUGCCGGUGGCAUCUCACUCCUAAAAACCAAACUGAGAGCCACGUGCUUCUCGUGUUUGUGGUGCUCUUUUGGCAGCAGUUUAAGAGUAACUUUAAAGACAGAGUUUGAGGAAUGUAGACAAAGAAAGGUCCUCACAUGUGUGUGCAUGUGUAUGUAUGUGUGAUAUAGCAUGUACGGCUGUUUGCCUCCCUUCCUUUUAUGUGCACAGAAUCUAUGGCAACCCGUCACUGUGGCCUUCCUGUUUUUGAUUCCAAAUCUUUAUUUCUUUUUUUUUCUUUCUGUCUUUCGUAUGACAAAGAGAAAACUGCUACAACUGAGGCUACAAGUUGUUUUCUUGACUUGGUCCUUUCUCUCCAGGAUAGUGAUAAAUAUAUAUACUUUUAUAUUUCAGUGUAAUAAAGAUGCUAUUAUGUA
Molecule: messenger RNA, 5094 nt
Organism: Oreochromis aureus
Lineage: Eukaryota; Metazoa; Chordata; Actinopteri; Cichliformes; Cichlidae
Gene: sh3kbp1
Product: SH3-domain kinase binding protein 1
Exons: 19
Coding region: 135-1994 (619 amino acids)
Molecular function (GO): protein binding
Source: RefSeq, a predicted model, not a curated record